This is a messenger RNA of Doryrhamphus excisus (bluestripe pipefish), 4899 nucleotides long. RefSeq names its product SPARC (osteonectin), cwcv and kazal like domains proteoglycan 3 (gene spock3). The record is from RefSeq and is a predicted model, not a curated record. Lineage: Eukaryota; Metazoa; Chordata; Actinopteri; Syngnathiformes; Syngnathidae. Gene Ontology annotation, biological process: anatomical structure development. Gene Ontology annotation, molecular function: protein binding; calcium ion binding; extracellular matrix binding.
CGACACGCUGCGCACAGCCUGCCGGUGAGAGAAGAGAGAGAGAUAGAGAGAUAGAGAGAGAGAGAGCUGGUAUUAGUGUUGACAGAGAGCAGCAGAGCGCACAUACAGUGUAGACGAGCGGAUACGACAAGAUGCUGAGCGUCGCCUUGCUGUGCUUGUGCUCGGUCGCCUUCGGACGCGUCUCGGCUCGCUCCGACAGCGGCAAUUUUUUGGACGAUAAGUGGCUCACAGGAAGAUGGGAUAAAUUCAGAGAUGAGCCUGGAACCUGGAAUCCAUCCAAGCCAUUCGAUCAAGGCCUUGAUCCCGCCAAAGACCCCUGUUUGAAGAUCAAAUGUGGCCGCCACAAGGUGUGUGUGGCCGAGGACUACAAAACAGCCACUUGUGUCAGCCAGAGGAGGGUUAGCUUUAAAGACGCCAGUUUGUACCAGAGUCCGGGGUCAAAGUGCAAACCCUGCCCUGUGGUCCACCCUUCCCCUGUUUGUGGAACUGAUGGACACACCUAUUCUACCAAGUGCAAGUUAGAAUACCAGGCAUGCAUCAGUGGGAAGAAGAUUGCUGUCAAGUGUGUGAACGUGUGUCCUUGCCCCUCUCAUGCUAAAGAGAGCUCCACAGAUAGGAAAGUGUGCAGCGAGUCAGAACUCAAGGAGGUAGUGGGUCGUCUGGGAGACUGGUUCAGAGUCCUACAUGACAAUGGCAACCACAAAAGAGACAAGAUCCAAAAGAACAAGUUUGACGUCGGGGCAUCACCUGCAUGCAAAGACCCUCUGGGAUGGAUGUUCUCCCGCCUGGACACAAACUUUGACCUCCAGCUGGACCAAUCAGAGAUCAAGAGCCUCUACUUGGACAGGAACGAGCCUUGCUCUGACGCAUUCUUCAAGUCGUGUGAUACACACAAAGACAAAGUGAUUAGCAACUCGGAAUGGUGCAGCUGUUUCCAGUGGUACACAGACUCCCCCUGUAAAGCUGAGCUGUCCUCCAUCAAUAAGAAGCAAGUGGGAAAGAAGCUGCUUGGCCAGUAUCUGCCGUCCUGCGAUGAAGACGGCUACUAUCGCUCGCACCAGUGUCACAGCAGCAGCGGCCAAUGCUGGUGUGUGGAUCGCUAUGGCAACGAGCUGGCUGGCUCGCGUACCCAUGGCCCUGCGGACUGCGGCGUGGUUGUCGAGUCUUCAGGAGAUCUCGGCAGUGGGGAUUCAAUGAUCACAGAGGAUGAUGAAGAUUCGUUCGUGCUCAGUGACCAAGCUGGAAUGGAUGAUGAGGAUGAUGAGGAUGACGACGACGAUGAAUAUCUGUCGUAAUUAGUUUUCUUUUUUUUAAAGAAACUGUUUGUUUGGUAAAACCGCACCUUUCUAGGUGACUCCCCAGGCAGAUACUUCAUCAUACUAACAGCCUACGGACUAAUCUCUGUGUAUUCUUUCCAAAAUAUACAUAUGUUGCAAGCAAAUGAUUUUUUCUUUCAGUUUCUCGUCCUGAUUAUAAAGUAAUGACAUUUGCUCCCUUGGCCAAACAAUGAAAACCAAUGCAUUGCUUUGGAUGCGGUCACAUGUGCAAAGACCCCCCCCUUCAUUGGACACUCAUGUCCUCCAGUGUGUCCUGACCUUGUGCACCACUCUGUGUGUUGAUGCCUGAGGCGUGCUAUUUAAGAGAUCCCACCCCCACCCUCCUCCCCCUUCUUUACCCUCAUCUAAUGUUCCAGUGAAUAGGUGGGAUGUUCAUGAUGUAGAUAAGAUAAUAUUGCACUCUUUAGGCUUUCUUUUCAUCUCCAUUUGAAACCGAAAAACAAGAUAAGGCAUCGGACAUGCUUUGUUUGGAGAUGAAACACACACAAAAAAAAAAUCUGAAAAGGCUACGCCACAAGGAAAGGCCGAUUUAGUGCUUAGGAGGGAGUGAAAAUUCCCUACUGUAUUUUUCUAAUCCAUUGUUGUAUGAUUACAAAGGAUUUGUUGUUGUAGCAUGUCAAAAUGCUGCGUGAGGUAUAUAAAACAACGUGUGUACAGAUGAAACACAGCUAGCAAAACAUCAAAUUAACAACAAAAAAAGAUGUUUACUGGGCUAAAGAAAACAAACAUGCUGUACAUUUGAUGUUUUUUGCUUUUGUUUGGAGUCUUGUAAGAGUGGAGUACAAAUAGAUGAGGUGUUGCACAGAAGCCAUGCAGGCUGAUCAGGAAGGUGAUGGUGUGCCUUUUUCUAGUGAGGACGCAUGAUGAUGAUGAUGAUGAUGAUGAUGAUGAUGAUGAUGAUGAUGAUGAUAUUGGAGUGAAACUGACCUAGAGACAGUUUUAAAUUUUAAAAAAUCUAUAUAUCAUUUUGGCCGCUCCUUUACACAAUGGUGUUUUUGUGAGUGAAAAUGAUGAUUUUAUUAUUAGUGGUGUAAAUCAAUACAUUUGAAUAUCAUGCAAAAGUAUGUUUAUUUCAGGGGUGGAGUCAAAUUAAGACCAGUGAAAAGCUAGAGAAGUUUGCUGAUUAUGGAUAUAUUAUGGAACUUUUUGCAAUAGAGUCAAACUUUGCCUUUUGUGCACCACAGUUUUCAUCAAACAUUUUGUUUUGUUUGUUUACUAAUUGCAUGUUACAAAUUAGUCCAUUUUCCCUGUUUGUACUUUCUGAUUUUGUGAAAUCGAGCACCCCAAAAAGAGCUGCACCUUUAUAAUUUACCGUAACAAGGUGCGACACAUUUCUCCUGUAAUGCAAAUACAUAGUAGAAUAUUCCAAAUACAGGGUAUAGUGUGCAAAUGUCCAAAAUAAAAACCUUGUUUACUUACUAUGGUCGCAUAAACGAGCUCUUAGGCAGAUCUGAUCUGAAGAAUGACUGUUGAGCUAUUUUGCUAUUUUGUUAGUGCUCUCCUACAGCAGAGCUUUCCUUCCUUUCUUUCUUGUAGGAUCACGUCUUAAGGCACACAAGCUAUUUAGCUGCUUAGAUUGAAAAUAUUUUUGACUAGUAGCCUACAGCGAGUAAGAGGAAAGGACAAAAAAAAACUGCUUUUUAUGGAAAUAAGACAACGUUUUAAUGUUAUUUAAGAGUUUAAUUCCCGUGCUUGACUAAUCAGCUAGUCCAGAAACUAAUUUAUUUUGCCUUUCAUAUAAGUGAAGUUAGACGAUUUGGGAAAAAAUAUAUGUUUUUCUUUAUUUUGCUCGAGGUGGUGCAUUUCCCUCAAGUUUUCUGGGUUCUCACACAAAUACCCUGAGCUAUAGUGUGUAAACCAUUCCCAGAUUUAUCUGUUAAUGGUCUUAUGCAGAUCUGGGGUCAUUUCAGUACUCGGAUGUUCAUUUUCAAAGUGGUAGCAUGGAGGGAAGGGAAGGGCGCCGGUCACCCCAGGGUGCAAAAUAUCCAAAGUAGUGUUCAUAACUGGACUUGUUUUCCUUCUCUUCCGAACAACUCAACUAUAGUGGCCCCAAAGGGUAAAAAUAAAAGACUGAGAGUGGUGCAAAUACAGUAAUCCCUCAUUUAUUGCGGUUAAUCGGUUCCGGUCCCAACCAUGAUGAGUAGAUUCCCACACAGAAAAGCUGCAAGUAACAAUUUUUUUUUAUAGCCAAUUAAUAUGAAGCUUCAAGCUAUCAUCUAAACACAGUUAGUGUUUGGGUCUAAAACAGAUCAGAAAAGAGGCUGACAUUUUGAUUAUCUUGUUGAUUAUCUUGUUUUGCCUAGAUAAUAGGUCUUUGAUUAAAAUAUUCACAUUUGAGAGGCAGAAAUCGAGAUAUUCACAUUUGUAAUUAAAAAAAAUUAUGAAUUGAAUACCAAAAAAGAAAUUGGAUAAUCAAUAAAUCAUUGCUGUACUGCAAAGUAGGAUUCCUUAUUCCUUACAACCUUCUAAAUAUGGAAUGUAGUAUUAUUAGAGCUCUCUAAAAAUGAAAUAACACCCCUAUAGUUAACUUAUAUUACUAAUAUUACUUAUAUUAACUUAUACACUUAUAUUACUCAACAUAGUAGAUUUAAUCAGAGAAAAUAAGAUAAUAUAGACUCACACUUUGGCAUUGGGAGAGUUCCUUGUUCUGGACAAUACUUCCUAUAAUGGCUGUUGUCCCAUCGUUGCUGACACCUAGUGACCAAUAUAGAAGAUUGCAUAUCAGAAUAUGCUUUGAAUGUGUCUUCUUCAAAAUUCUUAAUUUAGCUUUAAAUUUGCUUAAAUAUACAUUUUUUUUUUUUUACUAAUCGGCUGUAUUGAGCCACAAGACAAAGGUGAUUUAUUCAUAUAUUGUGGGAAAACCGUGAUAGAGUGAAGCCACGGAAUUUGAAGAGGCAAGGGAUUAUUGUAUUUGACUGAUCCGUUCAGUGGUGACCCACACACGGCGUCACUGUUCUUUGUUCAUGUUAUUGCAUACUUUGCAUGAAUAGCCGCAAAGAGAUUUUUUGUGAGUAUGUGAGUAAUUUGGAUCACGUUCAAAUUAUUUUUGUGUGUGUUAGAUUUCAACAUGGGUAAAAAGUGGCAUCUCAUUCAAUUUACAUGAAUUUCGGGCCAUGCAGCCUAAAGUCGUGAUCUCAACUGGUGUGCCGUGACACACUUAACCGUUUUCAGUGGGUGCCUGGGCAAAAGUAAUAAUAGUGUAAUGACCCCAUGCUCGUGAACGCACCUCGCUUUCUUGUCUGUGCUAUUUACGUCAGCAGACGCAUAACCAUUUCAAACAAUAUUUGAGAAGAUAAAGUUGAAGUUUCUCCACAAUUUGUCAUUGAAGGGAAAUGGUGUGUCCCGUUGCCAAACCAGUUGAGAACCACUGAACUCAAGCAUGGCUCUGACACUUAUUGAUUUUGCUUUCUCGUCAAUCCCUUUUUUUUCCAAUACUUCCAAUAAAGAAUAAGCGAGCAAUCCAAAAUGCAAACUGAGACACUGUAGCCAUUUUCAACAUUUUCAUUUUGUUUUUUUACAGUGUGCAUAAGAAUUGCUGAAAUAAAAGCUAUAUUGACCACUG